Messenger RNA from Prosopis cineraria, 990 nucleotides. Its product is annotated as glutamate receptor 2.7-like. The transcript has 4 exons. Gene Ontology annotation, molecular function: ligand-gated monoatomic ion channel activity; signaling receptor activity. Gene Ontology annotation, cellular component: plasma membrane. The record is from RefSeq and is a predicted model, not a curated record. NCBI's taxonomy places the organism in Eukaryota, Viridiplantae, Streptophyta, Magnoliopsida, Fabales, Fabaceae. Bases 1 to 990 code for a protein of 329 amino acids.
AUGACUUCUUUUAUAGUCCAGUUAAUAGCUCAGAUUGAAGCAGGUGAAGAUGCAGGUUCACUCCUGGGAAGCAAGAAGUUGAUGGUUGGUGUUCCUAAGAAAUUUGGCUUAACAGAUUUCGUGGAUUUAGAACUGGAUUCUAGAAAUAAGAGUCAGGUCAAGAAGGCUCAGGGCUAUUCCAUUGAGGUUUUUAAAGCUACAGUGGCUUACCUUCACAAUAUUUCCGUGGAGUAUAUAGCCUCCGCAAACGAAGAUGGAAGCUGUGUUGAGGAUUACAAUGCACUUCUUGACCAGAUUCCUAAAGGAAAGUAUGAUGCUGUGGUGGGAAAUGUGACAAUUAUGGCAAAUCGGUCCAACUUUGUGGAUUUUACAUUGCCAUAUACACAAUCUGACGUGAAGAUACUUGUAAAGCUUCAACCUCGUUACCCCAGUGAGUAUGAUGUUAUGAAUGACCACAAUGUUAAGGUUGGAUACGAGGGUGGUUCAUUUAUUAGAAGCAUAUUGAAGAGUUUGAGUUUUGAGAAAUCAAGGGUGAAAAAAUACUCCACCAUUGAACAAUAUAAGGAGGCUUUAGAUAAAGGAAGCAAUAAAGGUGGUAUUGAUGCUAUUUAUGAUGAAGUUCCCUACAUCAAGGUCUUCCUCAAACACUAUGGUCCCAACCAUGCCAUGGUCGAAACUAGGCAUCACAAUAAUGAAUUUGGUUUUGCAUUUCCCAAAGGCUGUAACUUAACCUCGCACUUCUCCAGAGCCAUAUUGCAUGUGCGUGAGAGUAUAGAAAUGGAUGGGAUUGAGAAGAAAUAUUUUGGAAGCAGUGACAACGAUAAAGGCCGAGACCUAUCUACUUCAUCGUUAGAUGAUUCGAGUACCAACAGGCUCACUACUUAUAGCUUUGCAGGUUUGUUCAUGUUAAUCGGAAUUCUUUCAUUGUUAGCUUUACUAAUCUCUGGAAGUUGUAUUUGGCGGAAACCUAUUAUGCUCGCAAAAACGUGA